UGUUUAAAUAAAACUGUCGUUGAAGGAUCAACGACUUUUCAUCAUCUUGCUUACUUUAACUAUAUCCAGUCCCUUCCAUUCCUUUCAUUCCCCUCCCUAAAACCACUAUGUUUCACCAUUCACAAAGUUACCCUAAUGCCGAUCCUCACUAUCACAAGCAGCAAACCGACCUUCCAUUCAACCAAUACCCCGCUGAUCAUCAGACACGCCACGAUUACAACCAUUUUUCAGGCGUCCAUUCCGCUAUCCUUGACCCACCCGCUGGUCUUUCACGCGAAACUAUCAUUGAACCGGCAUUGUCAUCGUUGAAAACCUUUUCAGUGGUGCCUCAGAGUAUCUACGGAAUCGAACAAUUGCCACAUGCUUCGCCAAAUGAUACGGUGUCGCGGCCUAUUGCCGAUUUUUUCCAUACGGCAGUGGAAGAUGAUCUCGCGGAGCCUGACACCCGAUCCAUUGAUUGUCCAUUAUCAAUCAAACCUCGAGUUCAUCAUGCCGAUAUUCCUAUCAAAACGCAACAAGCUUAUGCCCAGGUUCCUAUGCCCUCUUCCGCCACCAUCGAGGUAUGCCACGACGCUCCGUAUGCUCGUCCGUCACCGCCAUCUCCGCUUCCUCCACCGCUCAAGAUACCCCUUACCCCUGACUCAUCCAUGUCAACACCGCCAUCGGGAUGCACGACUGGAAGAGCACUGACACCGAAUGCGUUUGCUGCCCCAUCCAGCGCCUUACCUACACCUCAAUCGCUUAGCUCCGCCACUCCAUCUUCCGCGACGCCGAGGUCGGCAGCCACCAAGUCCUCGUCUUCAGCCGCGGGUUCAGAAAUUGAAAGCAUGGUGCAUGAAGGUAUUCGACUCCAUGAACAAGGUCAAGUUGAAAAGGCAACCCAAUUAUUCCGUAUUGCCGCUGAAAAGCAAGAUCCUCUGGGCAUGUUUCUUUACGGUGUGUCGCUCCGUCACGGUUGGGGUUGUAAGCGUAGCGAAAGACUGGCCUUUCAAUACUUGCAAAAAGCGGCGGAACAUGCUGUGUUGGAUCUGAAUAGUUUCUCAUCCACCGUCAACACGUCGGCUUCACAAAGUGAAUUGGUCAUGGCUAUUUACGAAUUGGGGGUGUCGUUCCGUCACGGUUGGGGUUGCAAGAAGAACAAGGAAACAGCUGUGUAUUUUUUCAAGAUUGCGGCGGAUUUAGGCGAUGCCGACGCUCAGAAUGAUUUGGGUCACUGUUAUUACUAUGGUCACGGAGUGAAGAAGGAUCUGUACAUGGCAGCCAAAUAUUAUCGUAAAGCCGACAAGCAAGGACACGGAAUCAUGGGCAACUCUUGGAUCUACAAGACAAAGUAUGAUAAACCCAAACCAUGAACGCGAAAAAUGUUGAUGCCACUCGAUGACACUGUAUCUAACCAGUUGUAUCUCCUUGAAUGCUCUUUUUAAAAUGAGCUUUUUUUGUCGUUUCUUUUUCUGCUCUUCUAUAUAAACUUAUUCACCUUUUUUUUCUCCCAUUUCUUUUUGAAUUUAAUCAUGAUUAUU
Molecule: messenger RNA, 1520 nt
Organism: Radiomyces spectabilis
Lineage: Eukaryota; Fungi; Mucoromycota; Mucoromycetes; Mucorales; Radiomycetaceae
Exons: 7
Coding region: 108-1352 (414 amino acids)
Molecular function (GO): protein binding
Source: RefSeq, a predicted model, not a curated record